AUGGCAACCCCAUUCGCUCAAAAAUGGGCUCGCUUCAUUCCUAUGAUCGGGUACCACCAUGUUCUCAUGAUUAUUAUUGCAGUUGCAAUUAUCCUAUUAUCUCUUCUAUUGGCCGGAUGCUCUUCAUCUUCACCACAGAUCCCCAAUAUCUUCCUAAUCUCGCUUUACUAUGAAAAGUACAAUCCUAUCAGAGAUCUCUCACAAGUACAGCCUGACGUUGCCACCGCCAUCUCGAACAUUGUUGGUGGUGCAGAGAUGGAAGUUCGAGUUGGGUACUUUGGCAUCUGUGUUCAGCCCGAUAGAGGCUCAUUCAUUUGCAAUGCCAAUGCGACAGCGUUGGCUGAGAUUGUCACUGUGGACCAAGACCCACUCAACUUAAUCUGGGUUGCAUCCACAUUCAAGGAUGCUGUUGUGUUCCCAUACCUCCUCAUCGUUGCGGUCAUUCUCGCAUUCUUCUGCUUUAUCCUACUCGCUACCUUUCCCGGUUGGCACGACGAGAUCGAUGAAACUGGAUCGGAGCGUGAAGUCAAGCCUUUCCCCUCGCGACCCGUGUCUCAGGUCGCCCUCGCAUUGAUCUUUGUGUCAUCCGUCUUUGUUCUUGUCUCUGUGCUAUGGCAGCACACGGCAUCAGUUGCGGCAAGUACCAUCGCACAAGAUAUGGGCAACGGUAGUGUCAAAAGUGGCGUCGGAUCCUCCGCCAUGGUAUUAGGUUGGUUUGGAUUUGUCCUACUUGUCAUAGUGACCGUCGGCCUUCUUUUCAUGAUCUUGAGCCUCAGUCUGAUCCGGAAAUUGACCGACGAUGAAUGA
Molecule: messenger RNA, 807 nt
Organism: Penicillium nucicola
Lineage: Eukaryota; Fungi; Ascomycota; Eurotiomycetes; Eurotiales; Aspergillaceae
Product: Fig1 domain-containing protein
Exons: 4
Coding region: 1-807 (268 amino acids)
Biological process (GO): conjugation with cellular fusion
Cellular component (GO): mating projection tip; membrane
Source: RefSeq, a predicted model, not a curated record